ACGAUCAUCAGUACGAUCGCGACCCUGGCCCUGACCGCGACCGCGACACACUCACACUGUUAGUCGCGACUGUUGUCAGCGUCGAGAAGGUGCGCGCUCCGAUGGACACAGAGCAGCAAGGCAUCUAGUCAGACUGUCAACUCAUCUCUUGCGUUGAUCUUCAGGUCACUCUAACCUGGUCAGCAUGGUCUCCCAGCCGCGUCAGGUAGCAGUCGCCAUCCCAUAUCGGUACCCAUCCCUGUCUGGUGGAGCUCUCACCAAAUCACAAGCCGAGAUCUGUCUCGUCUCGAGUCGCAAACAUGCAGGUCUGUGGGUUCUUCCAAAGGGCGGAGUGGAGAAGGGAGAGCAGGGCAGAGCAGCUGCGAUCAGAGAGAUGUGGGAAGAAGCUGGACUGCUACCUCAUCCUUCACAGCCUGCAACGCUGCCCCAUGCCCAGACAGUAUCCGACCUGAAAGCGCACAAGAAAUCUCCCGUCUCCGAUCCCAACUCCUCCGAUUUCGUUCCUCGCGCAAUCUACGAAUCGCACGAGGUCUUGAUCGAUGGCAUUUCAGGUGUGCUGGAUGAUUGGCCGGAGACGCGGGAGAGAAAACGCGUGUGGGUGGCGAGGGACAAGGCGGUGGAUCUGUUGAGGUGGAGGCAAGAUUGCAGACACCUGUUGGAAAUGGCAGAGCUGAAAGUUGCCGAUUGACACGAGACAGGUACUCAGUCAUGAAAGAUGCAACGUAGCAGAUGCCUAGUCGGAACGAAUGUCUCCUGAUGUGAUUCACACUCGACGCGAUUUGGCAUCUUCAAAACACCGCAAGUGGGCCCAUGCUGAUCUUGGGGCAAGAUGCUUGCUCGCACAUGCCCGACUUUGAGACCGCCGCUCUUUGCAGAAUAGCGAAGGAGGUUUUAU
Messenger RNA from Ceraceosorus guamensis, 895 nucleotides. RefSeq lists its product as hypothetical. The transcript has 2 exons. Gene Ontology annotation, biological process: diadenosine pentaphosphate catabolic process; adenosine 5'-(hexahydrogen pentaphosphate) catabolic process; diadenosine hexaphosphate catabolic process. NCBI's taxonomy places the organism in Eukaryota, Fungi, Basidiomycota, Exobasidiomycetes, Ceraceosorales, Ceraceosoraceae. Gene Ontology annotation, cellular component: nucleus; cytoplasm. The coding region runs from base 185 to 688 and encodes 167 amino acids. Gene Ontology annotation, molecular function: bis(5'-adenosyl)-pentaphosphatase activity; bis(5'-adenosyl)-hexaphosphatase activity; endopolyphosphatase activity. The record is from RefSeq and is a predicted model, not a curated record.